AACAGUACAUUAUACUUUAGUUACUUUAAAACACUUUCAUUUUGGUGUUACUGUUCCUUUAAGUGUGACAUCACAGUGGAUGUUUUGUUAACUAAGAGAUGCCAGUGAGUGUGUGACAUCACAAUGCAUGUUUGGUUCAGUCAGGAGAGAAUCCAGACUUUGCCUCACUUGCAUUUAGACUUCCGUUAGAGACAGACAGUAGAACCUUUUGGAUUUUACUGUUUAUCUAUAGCGGUAGUUCUUUUUGGAAUUAUUAUUUUUUUAAACAUGACCAGGGGAACUAAAACCUUUUGGUAUUUUUUACUAUUUAUCUUAUUAAUACACCUUUGCAGAGGAUCAGCUGAAAUAAAAGAUCCUAAAGAUGAGACAAGUGCUGAAGAAAUCAAUGAAGACAUAGAGAGAAUGAUCAACGACUAUAGGAAACAGUUUGAAGAUGUUACUGGGAAAACCACAUCUGUGCAAACUGCAAUAAAAGAUGCUAAAAAUGAAGAAAGCAAUGAAGACAUAGAGAGAAUGAUCAACGACUAUAAUAAACAGUUUGAAGAUGUUACUGGGAAAACCACAUCUGUGCAAACUGCAAUAAAAGAUGCUAAAAAUGAAGAAAGCAAUGAAGACAUAGAGAGAAUGAUCAACGACUAUAAUAAACAGUUUGAAGAUGUUACUGGGAAAACCACAUCUGUGCAAACUGCAAUAAAAGAUGCUAAAAAUGAAGAAAGCAAUGAAGACAUAGAGAGAAUGAUCAACGACUAUAGGAAACAGUUUGACGAUGUUACUGGGAAAACCACAUCUGUGCAAACUGCAAUAAAAGAUGCUACAAAUGAAGAAAGUAAUGAAGACAUAGAGAGAAUGAUCAACGACUAUAGGAAACAGUUUGAAGAUGUUACUGGGAAAACCACAUCUGUGCAAACUGCAAUAAAAGAUGCUAAAAAUGAAGAAAGCAAUGAAGACAUAGAGAGAAUGAUCAACGACUAUAAUAAACAGUUUGAAGAUGUUACUGGGAAAACCACAUCUGUGCAAAUUUCAGAAGAUGACAGUAACACAAAUUUCGAUGAAACUAAAAAAAGCAUAACUGAAGAAAGCAGGAUUCAAGCAACACAUAAACAAGAGGAGGAUGUAGAAGAAAUAACUAGUGGAGUUGAGAGACAAAUCGCUAACCAGAUGAGAUCAACAAUGACAACUACAACAAAUACAAAUGAUAAAAUCCGAAUGAUGGUUAAAAGCUUGGAGAACAACAAUCAAAUGAAUCUGAUUAUCAUUUGUUCAGUCCUGGGAAGUGGAUUUUUAAUGGUGAUUGCCAUAUUGCUGUGCAUAGCAAGGUCCCUUUCAAAAUUAUCCAGAGAAAAGGACCAACUGUCUGAGGCAGAACAAGGAAAUUUAUAAUGACUUUAUUAUGGAACAUCACAUCAGAAAUGAAAAUCCACAGAAAUGCAUUUUAUGUUUAAAAACCCUCCAUUACCCCCCUCAGUCUAGUGUAACAAUGUGAGGGGUGGUGGUGCAAUGCAACAAUAGGAUCAAAUAUAAAAAUAAUACUCUAGCCUAUUGUUGCAUUGCAAUGACCCCAAAUCCCAGACUAGGACAUGAAUAACAUCUGACCUAAAUCCGAAUGUACU
Messenger RNA from Xenopus tropicalis (tropical clawed frog), 1610 nucleotides. Its product is annotated as protein CASP-like. The coding region runs from base 268 to 1380 and encodes 370 amino acids. The record is from RefSeq and is a predicted model, not a curated record. Lineage: Eukaryota; Metazoa; Chordata; Amphibia; Anura; Pipidae. The transcript is spliced from 19 exons.